CCUCUGAUGGGAUAACUCAAUAGAUCUUUCUUUCUAUGAUAUAUUCUUGAGCUGUCUCAACACCAACCUAAUUCUUAAGUGAUCAGCGUUUGCCCUUGUGAUCUCACAGCAUGGAAGCCCAAGCACAUGUGGAGGAGUUUUCUCACACCAUACCUUUGAUGCAUGACGAGAUCAACCGUGGGGUGGACUCCAGUACUCUGGGCACUACUACUUUCUUUCAGACCUGUUUCAAUGGUCUCAAUGCUUUGUCAGGAGUUGGAAUACUUUCAAUUCCAUAUGCACUUGCAUCAGGAGGGUGGUUGAGCUUGAUACUUCUAUUAGCUGUUGCCUUCAUAUCUUUCUACACAGGUCUGUUGAUUCAAAGAUGUAUGGAUGUAGAUUCAAAUAUCCGAACUUACCCUGACAUCAGUGAGCGAGCUUUUGGGAACAAUGGAAAAAUGAUCGUCUCAAUUCUCAUGUCUAUAGAGCUGUACCUGGUGGCAACGGGCUUCCUAAUUCUAGAAGGAGAUAACUUACAGAAUUUAUUUCCAAACAUAGGAUUUGAAAUUUUAGGCCUAAGAAUUGGAGGGAAGCAAAGCUUCACAAUAAUCGUUGGCCUUAUCGUUUUGCCCUCGGUCUGGUUCGACAACAUGAGUAUUCUUUCUUAUAUCUCAGUAAGUGGUAUUUUAGCUUGUGUUAUCAUCAUUGGAUCGAUUUUGUGGGUUGGUGCAUUUGAUGGAGUUGGAUUUCAUGGAACACAAACAAUUCUAAAUUGGAGUGGAAUUCCCACGGCUCUCAGCUUAUAUACUUUUUGUUUCUCCGCUCAUCUAGUCUUUCCUACGCUCUACACUUCCAUGAAAGACAAACGUCACUUCUCAAAUGCCUUGGCUAUAUGCUAUCUCUUCUGUACGAUUACUUACACAUCAAUGGCAACUUUGGGAUGCUUAAUGUUUGGGUCCAAGGUACAAUCUCAGAUAACUUUAAAUCUCCCAAUCGAUAAACUCAGCUCUAGAGUUGCAGUAUACACCACUCUGAUCAGUCCCCUAUCAAAGUAUGCAUUGAUGGUUAGACCAAUUUUGGAUGCUACUGAAAACUGGUUUCCAUAUGACUACUCCAAAAGCCCCUUAAGAUUUGUAAUGAAGACCAGCUUGGUGAUCAGCACCAUUGUUGUAGCCCUGGCACUCCCUUUUUUCGGAUAUCUCAUGUCGAUAGUUGGAGCAUGUUUGAGUGUCACAGCUUCGAUUUUGCUUCCAUGCUUAUGCUACUUGAAGAUUUCCGGCACUUACAGAAGAUUUGGAUUUGAGUUGGUGAUUAUAGGGGGGAUUAUGCUAAUGGGCAUUUUAGUUGCAGUAUUGGGUACAUAUACAUCUCUAGUACAGCUAAUAGAGCAUUUGUAAGUAUUAAUUAGUCUCUCAGCUACGGGGUCACAACAAAGUUUUGUUUCAUAUUAUGAUACGAUACCAUUGUGAAGUAGUAUGGAAUGACUAGUGCAUUGUUCCAAGUUGAUGGGAGUUGUAUUUCAGAAAAGAAAAAUAAAAGAAAAUAAUCAAA
Molecule: messenger RNA, 1530 nt
Organism: Vitis riparia (riverbank grape)
Lineage: Eukaryota; Viridiplantae; Streptophyta; Magnoliopsida; Vitales; Vitaceae
Product: amino acid transporter AVT1I-like
Exons: 3
Coding region: 111-1376 (421 amino acids)
Cellular component (GO): plasma membrane
Source: RefSeq, a predicted model, not a curated record